Mauremys mutica (yellowpond turtle) is the source of this 1587-nucleotide messenger RNA. RefSeq names its product profilin family member 4 (gene PFN4). Gene Ontology annotation, molecular function: actin monomer binding. Gene Ontology annotation, cellular component: cell cortex. Bases 219 to 608 code for a protein of 129 amino acids. NCBI's taxonomy places the organism in Eukaryota, Metazoa, Chordata, Testudines, Geoemydidae. The record is from RefSeq and is a predicted model, not a curated record. The transcript has 5 exons.
AAAAGCUGCCAGCAAGUUAGGUGUAGCAAGGCUCUGAACCCUUCUAGCAAGGAAGGCUGUAAUCUGUCCCCAGAAGGGAAGAAAACAAGCACAAGGGACUGACUGAGGGAAGGAUUAGCCAGACCCUAUGCUACCUAGAAGGAUUUGCUUUGUCCAAGCCUGUGUCUCCAAGGCUAAAAAGGACUGAGCCUGCUGAGGAGAAGAAGAACUGAAGGAAAAUGAACCAAAUUCAAUCUUUGCUCAAUGAUUGCCUCAUCAAAACAAAACAUGUGGAACAUGCGGCCAUCAUCAAAUUAAAGGAUGAGACUGUGUGGACAUCAACCCCUGGCUUUAAUCUGCAGCCACAGCAUGCCUUACUCCUCAGCUCUGCUUUCUUCAAGAACUUAUUACACAUCAGAAGGGAAGGACUUUACUUCAAGGAGCAGCAUUAUAAAUGUGUCCGAGCAGAUGAGUGCUCCAUCUAUCUUAAAAAUGAGGACAGAGGUCUGAUAGCUGUGAAAACAGAUUCAUACAUCCUGGUUGCUACUUACUCUGAGGGCAUGUAUCCCAGCGUGUGCGUGGAAGCUGUAGAGAAACUGGCGAACUAUUUCAGAGAUAAGGAAAACUGAAUCUGCAAACAACUUAAAAUUGAUCAAGCGUAUGAGACUGUUUUGUUAGAAAACCACGGAUGGAAGUUUGUAAUGAAGCACAUCCAAGCAAGCAAGACAAUAUCCAUUAUUCCGCAAUAUUCUUAGUGCAUAGUGAAGGCUCUGAAAGAGAAGGAUAAUCCACAGCAUUUGAAUCGCACCAGUGCAGCCUAACAGCCCCCUAAAUUGUCAGCUACACCAUCUUCAUGCCCAAAAAUUACAGCUCAUAAAUCCAUGCAUGUGUGGUAGCAUUUGGGCUCUAGUUUGGAUGGGUUCCAAGAGUCUAAAAUUUCAAGAUGCUGAGCGUCUCCUACCAUGUGCUGAGUACCCUCCACACACAGUGACUUCCCUGGAAGUUGAGCCCUUUCUCCACAUCUCCUAUAGGAGUCGAUGGUGCUCAGCACAUCAUAGGAUCAGGUCCAAAAACUAUAACUUCAUAUCAUCAAAAGUACAGUUGGGUGAUGUUCUCAAGAGACUGAGUUAAGGUGUUUUUCUUCAUUUUAACACUAUCUUUUUUGUUUGUUUUUUACCCAAUCUCCUAGUAAGAAAGCAGUUAAUUUCUCUGAGCUGUGAGGCAUCUCUCACAGGAGAUGUACCAUAUACACAGCAUCAAAACUGAGUAGAUUAAUGAAAUGUGUUGCAUUAACAUGAAGUUCAAUGUAAGAUCACAAAUUGCAUUGCAUGCCUUGGAAUGUCUUAAAUAAAAUGGCAUUUUUAUAUCCAUCUAUUUGCAUUGCCAGAAAGGACCAUUAGAUCUUCGAGUCUGACCUCUUGCAUAGCACAGGCCAUUACAUUCCACACAGGUAUCCUUGCACUAAGCCCAAUAACUUGUGUUUGCCUAAAGCAUAAUUUCCAGAAAGGGCUCCUGUCUGUAUUGGAAGUCAUCCAGAGAAGGAGAACCCCCUCCCCACUGCUCUUGGUAGUUUGUUCCAAUGAUUAAUCACCCUCAUUGUUUAAAAAA